UUAUUAUAAUCCAAAGUCAAAUACUAUAGGCUUUUGGGUCCCUAUAUAAAACCUACUUAGGCCUAAAAAGAAGACAAUAAUUUUUAUUUUAUUUUUUUUUGUUGCAAAGAAGAAAAAGAGCAGAUCCAGUUGAUCUCAAGAUCGCAUCUGAAUCAUAAUAUAUAUCAUGACCAAAGAGGAGACCGUUUCAUGCUCCCAACCUUCCGAUGGUGUUAUGGGAGAAUCUGAUAAGGAAGAGGAGCUUGAUGCAACAAAAGCAAAGGUGGAAAAAGUUAGGGAAGAAAAUGAGAAAUUAAAGCUCUUGCUCUCGACGAUUCUUAAUAACUACAACUCUCUUCAAAUGCAUGUCUCCGAAGUUCUCCGAAAACAACAAGGAGCUUCUAUAGAGCUAGAGGUUGAUCGUGAUCAAGACAAAGAUAAUGAUUUUGGUGUAGAUAUAUCACUUAGGCUUGGAAGAUCAUCAGAGCAAACGAUCUCUAAAAAAGAGGAGAAGGUGGACAAGGCUUCUGGUGAGAAGGAGGAGGGAUCAAAAAAGAAAAGAUCUUCACUGGGGUUAGGAUUUCAGAUCCAAAAUUGUGAAGAUUCAACCUCGAAACUAGAUUAUCUUUGUAGACAAGUUAAGAAUGUAAACGCAGAGAAUAAAUGUGUAUCUUCGAGGAAAGAUGUCAAAACAGCUAGAAAUGAAAAUCAGCAAGAUGUUUUGGAAGAGCAUGAGCAAACAAGUUUGAAGAAAACUAGGGUUUGUGUUAAAGCAACAUGUGAAGACCCAUCAAUAAACGACGGUUGCCAAUGGAGGAAGUACGGUCAAAAGACAGCAAAAACCAAUCCUCUUCCACGAGCCUAUUACCGUUGCUCCAUGUCGUCAAAUUGUCCCGUCAGAAAACAGGUGCAAAGAUGUGGAGAAGAAGAUACCUCCUCGUUUAUGACAACAUACGAAGGAAACCACGACCAUCCUCUUCCCAUGGAAGCAACCCACAUGGCUGCUGGAACUUCCGCAGCUGCCUCUUUAUUACGAUCUGGCUCCUCCUCUUCCUCGUCCUCCACCUCAGCGAGCCUAAGCUACUAUUUCCCUUAUCACCACUUCUCUAUCUCCACCACUAACGCCCACCCCACCGUGACAUUGGACCUCACACGACCCAACUAUACCAAUCAAUCACCAAUAUCUUCUUCCUCUUUCAGUCUCAACUUCUCCUCGCCUGAUCCUCCACCUCCAUCAUCUCAAGAUCAAACUUUGAACUUUGGUGGCUUGCGAACACAAGCUUCUUUGAGUACAGAUUCCCUAAUGGCCCGUUAUCGAACGAGACUUUCAGGACAACAGUAACUAUAUCGGUAUAGGGAUACAAGUCCGGAAAGUAAUUGAUAUAUUUCCAUUUCCUUUCUCAUUCAUUUGAUUUUCAGCCUCCGAAAGAGAGAUUUGGUACAUUUUGGCAUGAUAUGCAAAUUGCAUAUAUAUAUACUUGUAGAUAUUCAAGUAUCUAAAUUAGUGGCUGACCAAUCAUAUAAUGGAGCAUAUAUGAAGCUUUUGUAAAUGUAUAUUGUCCUACAAACAAUUUGCUACACAAAAUAUA
Molecule: messenger RNA, 1568 nt
Organism: Camelina sativa (false flax)
Lineage: Eukaryota; Viridiplantae; Streptophyta; Magnoliopsida; Brassicales; Brassicaceae
Product: putative WRKY transcription factor 36
Biological process (GO): regulation of DNA-templated transcription
Molecular function (GO): DNA-binding transcription factor activity; sequence-specific DNA binding
Source: RefSeq, a predicted model, not a curated record